This is a messenger RNA of Lathyrus sativus (Indian pea), 423 nucleotides long. The record is from the annotation of a GenBank genome assembly. NCBI's taxonomy places the organism in Eukaryota, Viridiplantae, Streptophyta, Magnoliopsida, Fabales, Fabaceae.
AUGGAUUGCUUCAGGGAUAGUAAAAAUGUUGAAAGAGAGGUGGUUUCAAAAUUAAAGUCUAUGUUGGACGAUUGUAACGUACAUGCUAAAGCCUUUAGAAUGUCAAGGGAUAUAUUGAAGGCUAAUUCAUUCUUAGAAUUGAAGUUGAAGCUUAUUGCUGCUAGACCAGAGGAUGGGCGUGUCUAUAACAGGCCGUCUAUUUUUGAAGUUGUUGUACUCAUUGUUGGUGAUAUUGAUGUGGGUUCUCAUAGAGAAAUUAUUAUCCAAGCAUGUGAUGGUAAUUUGCAAAGAGUAGAGGAAUUGCAUUCGAGUUACCUGAUAUACCAAUACCCUUUGAUAUUUUUCUAUGGUGAAAAUGGUUACAGGGAUAACAUACUUCACAAGUAUAAGAACGGACAUUUGGUUACAAGAAAAAAUCUAUAA